Molecule: messenger RNA, 762 nt
Organism: Pteronotus mesoamericanus
Lineage: Eukaryota; Metazoa; Chordata; Mammalia; Chiroptera; Mormoopidae
Gene: ANAPC10
Product: anaphase promoting complex subunit 10
Exons: 5
Coding region: 122-679 (185 amino acids)
Biological process (GO): anaphase-promoting complex-dependent catabolic process; protein K11-linked ubiquitination
Cellular component (GO): anaphase-promoting complex
Source: RefSeq, a predicted model, not a curated record
CCAAUUCAACCUCUUUGGGAAGCUGGGUUGUCCAAAAACUGAGUGGGAGUGGCGCGGAGUUGCAGGAAAUCCUCAAACCCUGAGCUGCGGCAAAGUCGGUCUGCAGGCUAAUAUUUUAAAAAUGACCACACCAAACAAAACACCUCCUGGUGCUGACCCUAAGCAGUUGGAAAGGACUGGAACAGUACGGGAAAUUGGAUCACAAGCUGUGUGGUCACUCUCGUCUUGCAAACCAGGAUUUGGAGUGGAUCAGUUACGAGAUGACAAUCUAGAAACUUAUUGGCAAUCAGAUGGCUCCCAGCCUCAUUUAGUGAACAUCCAAUUCAGAAGAAAAACAACGGUGAAAACAUUAUGUAUUUAUGCAGACUACAAAUCUGAUGAAAGCUAUACUCCAAGCAAGAUCUCAGUCAGAGUCGGAAAUAAUUUCCACAACCUUCAAGAAAUUAGGCAACUUGAACUGGUGGAACCAAGUGGCUGGAUUCAUGUUCCCUUAACUGAUAAUCAUAAGAAGCCAACUCGCACAUUCAUGAUACAGAUUGCUGUUCUAGCCAAUCACCAAAAUGGAAGAGACACCCACAUGAGACAGAUUAAAAUAUACACACCAGUGGAGGAGAGCUCCAUCGGUAAAUUUCCUAGAUGUACAACUAUUGAUUUCAUGAUGUAUCGUUCAAUAAGGUGACCUGGGAACAGUACUGAAAUCAUUAAACAUAUCCUUGUUUUCUCUGGUCUGUAAAUGUUAUAUCUGGUAUCUUCAUUGAAAAA